Papilio polytes (common Mormon) is the source of this 1751-nucleotide messenger RNA. Its product is annotated as PDZ and LIM domain protein Zasp-like. Lineage: Eukaryota; Metazoa; Arthropoda; Insecta; Lepidoptera; Papilionidae. The record is from RefSeq and is a predicted model, not a curated record. Bases 220 to 939 code for a protein of 239 amino acids. The transcript is spliced from 8 exons.
UCGUAGACUGGAAGCCGAAGGCAGAGACUGUCUGUCGCACUUCAGUACUAUCAGUGCACGGUCGUUUAAGUUUAAGGUCCGCAUUGUCAGUGUUAUUACCAGGUGAGGCGAGAGCUUGCGCGUGGGCGCCCGCUUUUCCUCCCGCUCAGUAAGAGGCCGGCAUCCACGCCGCUCGCACGAACCUGACCGCCGCCCAAGCGCCGAACGAACGACUCCAAGAUGGCCACCGGCCCUAAGAUAGUGCACAAGCAGUUCAACUCGCCAAUCGGGCUGUACUCGCAGCAGAACAUACAAGAGACCCUCAACAAACACCUGCAGAACCUUGACAAUGGCACAGUAGGGAUCGACUUCAACAAUCCAGGCGCCAAUAAGCCAGCCAACCUCGCCAACUCGGCCGUUCUGCGCAUGCUUGAGGAAGAAGAGCGCAACCGCAAGGGACUUCCUAGUCAGAAGAAAGUCGUUUGGCCGCCGGUGCCAGAAACCAACGGCUACCACCAGACCCAGCAGCCUCAGUACACGGGGCAGCCGCAGUAUUCGCCGCAACCGCAGUACUCGCCUCAGUACUCGGAGCCUCAGUACCAGCCGCCGCAAAAGCAGUUUGAACCGCCGCCGUCCAUCAUCACUCUGCGCCAACAGCAGCCAGUGCAUCAGAAGCCACCCCCGGUCUUCCCCAGUCAACCUGCUACAGCUUCGUUUAAAGGAGGUGUAAACAUGCGUGGGGAUCAAAAGUGGCCGCCGCAGUCGGUGAAGGAGGCCGUCGCGGCUGAGAACGAGGCGAGAAUGAUGCUGGCCAAGGGACCAGCGUGCAGACCGCGCAAGGUAAACAAGGACUACUCUGGCUUCUUCGCGAAGCACGCUCUCAGCCACAACUACCCUGGGUACCGCGCGCCCCCUGGCACCCAACACUUCGAGGACCAUUCUGGCCGAUCUUCGUACUAAAUUAAGAUCUUAGUCUUUAACGAUAGAGUCACCUGAUUUCACUCAAUAGAUUCGACUUUAAACAUCACGAAUUAUAUCAAUAUUCCAAAAAAACGUUUUCUAUAGCUUCAUUUGUAAUUCCGAUGCACCUAAGUGUCUUUAAAAUGUAAGGGGUAAGUGCUCGGAUUUUAUCAGUACGGAUUCAGCAUAGUAUAUCACAUAAAUCUAGAUGUCAGGGUAGGGGACGCCAGAGUAAGUACUUGUGUAGACUUUAGUCGAUAAAGUCUAAGCUUCAAACUAAGUACUUAAAAACAAAAUUAAGCACUGAUGUGAUAAACAUCUUGGUAACAAACCAUUCUUAGCGACACAUAGUUUGUUAGGAAGACGGGUUACUACAUUUUUUUAAUAUUUUCGAACGCAUAAUAUCAAAGUACAAAGAUACAAAUGUAAUCAGUGCUUAAUUUUAACAUUAAUUAUUUACACAAUAUUCAUUAUGUAGUUUGUAAGUAUUAUAAUUUAAUAAUUUAAAAAAAAUAUAUAAAAAAUCAUGCUUUAAACCUUUACGAAAUCAUUAAUUUAUGUUGAAUACGCAUUAUUUAAGCUUAAUUUCGAUUAUAAAUAAAAGGCUUUUAUCGCUUUUAACGGUAUUUGUAUGUAAAUAAAGCUCAAUUGCUGUGCUUUUGAAUAAAAGCGAACAAAAUCUUGUAAACAACCAAAGCAUUAUUAACAAUUAUUGUGACAAAAAAUUUUAAUUGUAACUAUUGGCUAAGCUUAAAAGUAAAUAUAAACCUAGUCAUGAAGAGAUCACUUAUAUUUUGUAUAUAAAAUGUUAA